Molecule: messenger RNA, 2544 nt
Organism: Oncorhynchus tshawytscha (Chinook salmon)
Lineage: Eukaryota; Metazoa; Chordata; Actinopteri; Salmoniformes; Salmonidae
Gene: stoml1
Product: stomatin (EPB72)-like 1
Exons: 7
Coding region: 709-1980 (423 amino acids)
Cellular component (GO): plasma membrane
Source: RefSeq, a predicted model, not a curated record
GAGGAAGCCCAGUGUCCGGCAGUGGGACAAGAUGGAAGGAGAUCGAUUUUGGCUGAAAUUCUGCACAUUUUCUCAUCGAUGAAACAUUUUAUCACAAUACAGUUUUCUGUUCCCAAAAACUAGAAUCUGAUAUGAACAGAGUGGACUACAUUUUGUAGACUUUAAUCUUUGCUCAAGUUGUUUAAAAGGAGUGUAAAGGUGAAUUGAGUUAUUGCACACAGAGUAGGGGUUCCCUAACGGAAAUAUGCAGAUAUCUUCUUGAACGGGCCAAUAGGAUAGAAAAAAAUAGAAAAAUAAGUACAGGACAAACGAAAGGAGAGUGCGGGGCCGUGAGUAUCAGUGAAGGCUUUAUUGAUUUUGUCCUAAAAUGAAGUUACUAAAAGUAAACUUAAGGUAUGUAAGUGCAGUGCCAUGUUUGGUGGAGCACAGAGAACAAGGAGUGUAACGUUAGACCGGAACACAGACCAGCCGUCCGCUAGAUGGCAGUGUAUUCCUAACUCUCUCCUCAAGCUGCACUUUGCCCUGCAGCCGAGCAACAGGUAAACACGGAAGUAACGCACUUGCUUGCCAGCAAAAUACAUACCAAAAAAAAAAAAUCGAUAAUUUGACCGUUAAAACAUCUAUUUAAUGCCAUGAUUUUGUCCAUAAAUACACACAUAUUUAACUUAUUUAGUGAGGUCGUUAUUGAGCGUUAAAGUUUACAGGACAAUGUAUAAUAAAGCGUCUGGAUAUCAGUCUCUACCGCAACGAGAUUUGAUCACUGCCAAACCGGGGUUGUUCGUGGCGACAGAAAGCUUCGUCCAAUCUCCAUUCCACCAUCAUAAAGGACAUUCGUUUGACUACAUCCCCAAUGUUAGAGACAACGACUACAGUGACUCCACUCAGGGAUGGCUGUCCUGGAUCUGCAAUGUUAUUGUCUGCUUCAUGGUCUAUAUCUGCACCUUCAUAACCUUCCCCAUAUCAGGCUGGUUCGUACUGAAGGUUGUCCCUAACUACCAGCGCAUCGUAGUGUUUCGUCUGGGCAGAGUACGUCCUCCUAAAGGGCCAGGAGUGGUGUUGCUUCUGCCUCUUAUUGACCAGUGGCAGAGAGUUGACCUACGAACCCGGGCCUUCAACAUCCCUCCAUGCCAGGUUACGACCAGGGACGGAGGUGUGGUGUCUGUAGGGGCAGAUAUUCAGUUCCGUAUCUGGAGCCCGGUGAUGUCAGUGGUGUCGGUUCAGGAUCUUAACGCCUCCACACGCCUCACUGCCCACAACGCCAUGACAACCAGCCUGGGCAGGAAGAGCGUCAGGGAGAUUCAGACUGAGAGAAUCAAACUGGGAGAAUACCUUGGGAUGGACAUCAAUGAGAUGACCAAGCCCUGGGGUCUGGAGGUAGACAGGGUGGAGCUGACUGUAGGUGCUGUCCUGAAGCCCCCAGAGGACCAUUCAUCUGGGCCUGGCUCGGUCAUCCUACCCCCCUCUAUUCCUGGUCUCGAGGGCCUGGCUGGACCCAUACAACAACUGGCUAUGCACUUCCUGGGCAAUAUGGCUGGCGGUAACAAUGGAGCUCCCCUGGUUAGGACAGAGGACAGCAUCAGCUUCUCAGACGAGGUGAGCAGUGCUCCCCUGGCUAUAAGUCGUACCGGAGCUGUAACCAGGCCCAUGUCAGUGCUGGAACUGUACGAGGGCCUUCUCCUCUCAGAGUCUCUGGUCAGUCAGGUGGGAGCCUGCUUCCUGUUCCUCCUCCAAUCGCCUGACGGACAACAGACAAGCUAUUACGUAGACCUCAGCCAAGGUAGUGGCUCAGCCGGACCAGGGUCCCCUCCAGAGGGCCAGGUACCAGAUGUCACCCUCAGUAUGACGGACCAGGACCUGCUGGCUAUGUUCGAGGGAACCCUACGACCCUUCGCAGCCUACGCCACUGGGCGACUCAAGGUCCAGGGAGACUUGAAGACUGCCAUGAAGCUGGAGGAAGUCAUCAAGCUACUCCGGCCUUAAGCACUGGCUUCAGACCUGUCCUUAUAUAAAUACCAGGUCCUAGAAAUACAUGGUUCUGACCUUAACCACUGGCUUCAGACCUGCCUUUAUAUAAAUACCAGGUCCUAGAAAUACAUGGUUCAGGCCUUAACCACUGGCUUCAGACCUGCCUUUAUAUAAAUAUCAGGUCCUAGAAAUACAUGGUUCUGACCUUAACCACUGGCUUCAGACCUGCCUUUAUAUAAAUAUCAGGUCCUAGAAAUACAUGGUUCUGACCUUCACCACUGGCUUCAGACCUGUCCUUAUACACGUACCAGGUCCGAGAAAUACAUGGUCACUAAUAACAGUUCAUAUAGACCCAUCUCUUUGAUGUUGUGGUUUAAAAAGUAACAUUUGAUGACAAGCAUGUCAAUCUCUCAUGGCUCAAAGUGGAAGAGAGAUUUGACUUCCUCAUUACGACAAGCUGAAGGUAACGAGCUGUCUGUUUAAAGUACUGGCACACAGCUCUGAUAAAAAUGCAUACCCCACAAGACAUGCCACCAGAGGUCUCUUCACAGUCCCCAAGUCCAGAACAGACUACGGGAG